UUAAACAUGCUCUUAUAAUCGCCGACCCCGUCCCGUCCGGCACUUCCUCUCUCACUCCAUCCGCCUCAUCGAUCGACGCCGACUGCUCCGUGCCGUGAUUUCUUGCUCGCGCUGCCUCGCCGAAUCGCUGCGCUAGGGUUUCCCCUCCCGCGGCGGCCGUCGGCUCGUACUCGGUUCGGAAGACAUACUUGGCAUACAGAUAUUUUGGUUUUACUUCAAGUGCACUAGGUGCUCAGCUAAGAUUAUUUUUAAAACAGACCCCCAAAAUUCAUAUUAUACAGUGGAAUCUGGGGCUAGUCGAAAUUUUGAUCCCUUGGCGUGAAUAGGAUGAGGGGAAAGGUUGUGGACAACGAGAAGAGAAAACGAGCAGCAGAGGACAUGGGCGAUGCAAUGAGAGCACUGAAGAACAGAGCAAACCACGCAAAGCAGGACAUGGACAUACUUGCUGCUUUAGAAGAGAUGCGGUCCAUGAAGUCGAGACAUGCAGGAGUGUCCGUUAACCGGAUGCUCGAAAUUUUGAAGCACUCCACUCACCUUAAGGAGGAAAAAAUAGUAGCAGAACUAGAUGAUGAAGAUGAAGAACUCAUCAAAUCAAUCACUUCCCGAAACUCGAAAGUUUAUGUGAAAAGGAUCGAAGACGACGAUGGUGAUGAAGAUUUCGUUAUACCAGGCCAGUUAAGGUUCAUGGCAGAGAUCAAUGGAUCUUCUGAAUCAGUGUUACAUCCAACAGUUGUGUUGACCAACAAUAAUAGUACCUAGAGUUCCACUAAACAAGGAAACAAGGCCGUGGGAUCUAAGAUGCCCAAAAUGCAUAGUAAAACCAAGGCCUUUUGGCGCAAAUCCUCAGAGGAAACAGAUGACUGAGUCCGGCAAAGCAAGCACCUGCCUCAGAGGAAAAAAGUGGAGAUUCAGAAGAGAAAAUGAAUGUUCUUCAGUCCCUCUGCCAGACUGAAGGCAACGGGUUCUUGGAAGUUACAACUGCGUCGGAGGAGACGAGCCCCUGUAGCACGAUGGUGCAACUCAGUAUGUAUUGCCGAUUUCUUGUACUACCUCUGUCCAUAAAUAGAUGCCAAAAGUUUGUCUAAAUUUGAAUGUAUCUAGACACGAUUUAAUGUAUAGAUACAUCCGAAUUUAAAUAAAUCUUUGUCAUCUAUUUAUGGACGGAGGGAGUAAAAGAAUUGACAAAUUCCACGGAAGCAACCCUCAGAUUGUGGAUAGCUCUUGUGUUCAUGUCUUAGUCGUGUGAGUCGAUGUUUCUGUACAUUUCUUCUGUGCUAUUUUAUUAACCAGUACUCCAUUAGUCUUGUAAUAUAAAACGUAUGUUUUUUCGAGACUGAAAAGAUAGAAGUUCUACAA
Molecule: messenger RNA, 1356 nt
Organism: Lolium perenne
Lineage: Eukaryota; Viridiplantae; Streptophyta; Magnoliopsida; Poales; Poaceae
Biological process (GO): mRNA splicing, via spliceosome
Cellular component (GO): U2-type catalytic step 1 spliceosome
Source: RefSeq, a predicted model, not a curated record